AUGCAUUUACAGAUAUCCUUACUGCUGCUGCUUUGUCUGAACAUUGUCCAUGGUAGCGAUGGAUAUUUUUCUGAGCGAUAUCAGAAACAAUCCAGCAUCAAGGGGCCACAUUUUCUACCAUUCAAUGUAAAGAGUCAAGGUGUGCAGAUAAGGGGUGAACAAGGACCCCCCGGUCCCCCAGGCCCUAUUGGACCAAGAGGACAACCAGGUCCUGCAGGAAAGCCAGGGUUUGGAAGUCCUGGUCCCCAAGGCCCCCCAGGUCCCCCAGGACCACCUGGAUUCUCUGCAGUUGGAAAGCCAGGUGUGCCAGGUCUACCAGGAAAGCCAGGAGACAGAGGACUAAACGGUGAGAAAGGAGAAGCUGGACCUAUUGGGCUCCCAGGAGCAAGAGGGCCCCAAGGACCACCUGGCACUCCCGGCCCUGCAGGACUGUCUGUUCCUGGCAAGCCAGGGCCACAAGGCCCCCCGGGAGCUCAAGGGCCGAGGGGCCUCCCCGGUGAGAAGGGAGAGCCAGGCAUCCCUGGUAUAAACGGACAAAAGGGAGAAAAUGGAUUCGGCGUUCCAGGCCGCCCAGGCAGCAGGGGUCUUCCAGGCCCGCAGGGACCCCGGGGCCUCCCUGGUCUUGCUGGGGUAGGGAAACCUGGUGAAAACGGUCUUCCAGGUCAGCCAGGUAUGAAAGGUGACAGAGGUUUACCAGGUGCACCCGGAGCGGCUGGUAUCCCAGGUCCCCAGGGUCCCCCAGGAGAACCUGGAGAAGCUGGCGUUGGCAAGCCUGGGCCAAUGGGACCACCAGGAGUAGCCGGCAUCCCUGGAGCCAAGGGACACCCCGGACCUGCAGGCUUGCCUGGAUCCCCAGGUCUUCCAGGAUUUGGAAAGCCAGGAUUGCCAGGGAUGAAGGGACACAGAGGGCCUGAAGGUCCUCCUGGCCUUCCAGGACCCAAAGGAGAUCAAGGCCCAGCUGGUGUGCCAGGAGAACCAGGGCCUGCCGGGCCACCAGGGAACAUGGGCCCUCAAGGACUGAAAGGCUUGCCUGGUGAGAACGGCCUACCCGGGCCCAAAGGCGACAUGGGCCCUGCAGGCCCCCCGGGAUUCCCAGGGGCCAAGGGUGAACGAGGUCUACCAGGAUUAGAGGGAAAACCAGGAUACCCAGGUGAGCAGGGUCUUGCCGGUCUUAAGGGACACCCAGGUCUCCCAGGUCCAAAAGGCGACACUGGCCAUGCUGGGCUACCUGGCUUGCCUGGCCCAAUGGGUCCACAAGGAGUUAAGGGAGUGCCAGGGAUCAAUGGCGAGCCGGGCCCCCGAGGGCCUUCAGGAAUACCUGGGAUCAGAGGCCCCAUCGGCCCCCCUGGCCUGCCAGGAGCCCCUGGUGUGAAAGGCGAGCCGGGAGCACCAGGACUGCCAGGCCCAGCAGGUAUUUCUACAAAAGGCUUAAGCGGACCCAUGGGACCACCUGGACCCCCCGGGCCUAAAGGCAACAACGGAGAGCCUGGCUUGCCAGGCCCCCCUGGUCCUCCUGGUCCCCCCGGCCAAGCCGUAAUUCCACAGAUGCCCGAAAGCUACGUUAAGGCAGGAGAGUCUCGGGAGCUAUCAGGAAUGUCUUACAUGAAAGGAGGAGUAAACCAAGCUCUUACAGGGAUGCCAGUGUCUGCUUUCAGCGUCAUCCUCUCAAAAGCCUACCCUGGAGCAACAGUCCCCAUCAAAUUUGACAAAAUCUUGUACAACAGGCAGCAACACUAUGACCCCAGAACAGGAAUCUUCACCUGCAGGAUCCCUGGACUGUACUAUUUCUCCUACCAUGUACAUGCAAAAGGAACAAAUGUUUGGGUUGCACUCUACAAAAAUGGUUCCCCACUCAUGUACACCUAUGAUGAGUACAAGAAAGGAUACCUUGAUCAGGCUUCUGGCAGUGCUGUCAUCGAUCUCAUGGAGAACGAUCAAGUAUGGCUCCAACUGCCCAAUUCUGAAUCUAACGGUCUCUAUUCCUCCGACUACGUUCACUCUUCUUUCUCAGGUUUCCUUUUUGCUCAUAUCUAACAACAUCCCACUUACACUGUCCUGACACUCCUUCAGACCAUUUUAACUGGGCGCUGAUCCGAUUCGUCCAGGUCAUACAACUUCAAUUUUGCAAAAAAAAUGGAGGAGGUGAGAAGGUGGGAGAGAGUGGUUCAAACCUAGUAGAAUAAUACUGUAUGUUUUUAGAGAAUUGUCACAAGAAAUUUGUUUCAAAUGAUGAUUAAUUGUCUGACUGAACACAACAUUAAAAUUUUAUGAAUUAAUAUAA
Cariama cristata (Red-legged seriema) is the source of this 2281-nucleotide messenger RNA. RefSeq names its product collagen, type X, alpha 1 (gene COL10A1). The record is from RefSeq and is a predicted model, not a curated record. NCBI's taxonomy places the organism in Eukaryota, Metazoa, Chordata, Aves, Cariamiformes, Cariamidae. The transcript has 2 exons. Bases 1 to 2034 code for a protein of 677 amino acids. Gene Ontology annotation, molecular function: protein binding.